AAUCCAAGAUGUUCGAGGAAGUGAGUAAUGCGAAGAACUCACCUGGCUGCCGCCAGUCGGGCAACAAUCAAUUCUACCUGGCUGGUUCCUCAUGGCAUCCCUACCUCCCACCCAGUGGCUUUGACACCUGUGCCAUUUGCACGUGCGAUCCUGUCUCCCUGCAGAUCUCCUGCUCCAAAGUCCAGUGUCCACAGCUGCAGUGCAGCGAGAAGGAUGCCUAUCGUCCGGAUAAGAAAUCCUGCUGCAAGAAAUGCCCCGAGAUUCGUGUAGAAAUAUAUAGAGGAGAUAAGGCACAUCCGGACUUACUAAAAGAUCAAAGCUUCACACCCAAUAAAACAGCUUCGACACAGGAGAUCCUGGCAAAUGGGGGCUGUUCCCAUGCUGCAACAGUGUACGAAAAUGGCCAAGAAUGGCAUCCUUUCAUCUCUUCUUAUGGUGAAGAAAAAUGCGUGGAUUGCCGAUGCAAGGAUGGCAUCAUUCAGUGCAGUAAGAAGAGGUGUACACGAUCUGUGUGCAAUAACAGGAUACUGGGGAAGAAUAACCGCAAGGAUAAGAAUAAUGUGGAUGAAUGUUGCUCAGCACAGUGUCAUCGUGUGAGGAAUCACAAUCACAAUGCAAGAAGGAUGCGACGAGAAAGAAUACGGGAUCGUCAUCAACAACAUGCUAAGAGUUGAAGGGACUCACAUAAAGUCCUUUUCCCGCAUUCAUCCAACAAAAAAGUGCAUCAUUUAUGGAAUGAAAAAAAAAGAAAUUUGGAAAGUUCAAUAUUUCUUUUAUACACAAAAAUAAUGUAAAACAAAACCUUCACAUCUUAUAUACGUGUCAUAAUAUCAUUUACACUGUUUGUCCCAAAAAAUGAAUGGUGAUUUUAUUUAUUUAGCGAGAGAGAACCAAGAAAACAUUUUGUAAGAUUCACACACACACAUUUUAGUUUUUUCUGUGCAGAAAAACAAGAUUUUUCCAUACAAACUUUAAUAAAAAAAAACAACAAAAAAUGGGAAGACCAAAAGAAUAGGAAAAGUGGAAGAAAAAAAAUUAAAUAUAUAUUUCCUUUUAGUGGAAAACAAGCUGAAAAAUUGUACAACUUUUAAACUUAUUAUUAUUAGGAAUGAAAUUAGAACUUUUAAUGGUGUGGACAUUUUGAAGGAGAAGUAAAAAAAAUCAACAAAUUGGCUUCAAAAAUCGCGAUUUAUGGAAAAAAAAGUGAAGCAAUUAGUGUUUUAAGUUCUGUUGUUACCACGUACCAAAGAAGACUGAAGUGGGUGAUGGAGUAUUUUUUUUUAUAAAAAAUCAUUAUAGGAAACAAAAAAAAAUGAUUUCAGAAACCCAAUCAUUUUUGAAAAUUAUUUGCAAAAAAAAACACAAUAAAACAAAUUGCAAAAAAAUGGACACGUUUGAAAUGUCUCGUAUAAAUUAUUAUUUGUUCUAUAGGCGAUAAAAAAAAUGAUGAAAGAAAACCAUUUAACAUGAAAAAAAAGUAACUAAAGCGAAUUAACGUGAUGAAGAUGAAAAUUAAAAUAUUAAUACAACUUCAUUCUCGGAAGAACUGACGAAAGGACAAAGAAAUGGGAGUGGUAGAUGAUAGGAAGAAGGUCAACAAAAGAGGAUUUGUCAGUGUGGACGGAAAGAAAGAACCUCCUGCAUUAUUAUUAUAAUUAUUAUUAUAUACAAAAUACUUAAUAUUCUUUACUCUGUUGUAAAAGUAAUAUUUUCUACACAAUAAAAAAAGCAAAAAAACAAUAAAAUUAAUUUAAAAAACAAAGCACUUAAUCCUUCUUAUUUGCCCUUUUCCUCCCCGAAAAGGACGCAAUGUUUGAGAGUCUUAAAAAUAAACUAGAAACAGACACUAAUCUUGAGCUCCAUUUUUUUUAAUUUAUAAUUAUUUUAAAGAAAAAAUAUCAUAAUUAAUUUAAAGUUAAUAAACUCAUUGAAAAAGUGAGGAAAAAGUCUAUUCUUUCAUUAAAUUUAUUAAUAAAAGUAAAAGAAAUAACUUAACUGAAAAUUAUACACUGAAAAAAAUAUUCUUAUAUAGGAAACAAAAUCGCUUUACAAAUUUAUAGUCUCUGAAUAAUGCUAUAUUAAAGUUUUUUUUUCUUCAUUUGAACCUUCUCUCCAAGUGCAGUUUCAAGUUUGCAAUGUUUUUUUUUAUCUUCAACCAAACUUAUAUAUACAUAAAUAAGUAUAAGUAUAUGAAAAAGAAAUAUUGAUGAGAGAAGGAAUAAAGAGAUAUCUAAUGCUAAUUAAUUUUGAUAUUCAUCUUAUAGAGGGGAGAAAAAAAUGUAAAGAAAAUGAAAAAAUGUGUAUAGAGGAAGUUAAUUGUAUUUCUAAAAUGCAAAUAAUGUAUACAAAGAUUUUUUUCUAACUACAAAUACAAAAAAAAAUGAAAAAGGAACAACAAAUUAUAUGACAUCUACUUACUAUUAUGUAUAUUUUACAAAAUAACAUCUUGUAUUAUAAAAAAAAUAAUUAAAAUAAUAAUGAUUAACCAAGCUUGUUAUUAUAAAUAAUACAUUAAAACUGAAUGAGAGAGCAAGCGAAAAAGAAGAAAACUUACGAAAGAACAGUCUAAAAAAGAAAAAUUUUACUUAUUAUUUUACCAACCACUUUUCGCUCUCAGUGUUUUCACUAUUAUGCGUCAGUGGAGGCGCCCGGUACCAGGCGCAAACAUUUCACUUUUUCAGCCAAAUAAAACAUCUUUUUCGGCAAUA
Messenger RNA from Lutzomyia longipalpis, 2708 nucleotides. Its product is annotated as dorsal-ventral patterning protein Sog-like. The record is from RefSeq and is a predicted model, not a curated record. Gene Ontology annotation, molecular function: protein binding. Bases 9 to 674 code for a protein of 221 amino acids. NCBI's taxonomy places the organism in Eukaryota, Metazoa, Arthropoda, Insecta, Diptera, Psychodidae. The transcript is spliced from 3 exons.